AUGGCUCACCUCCACAAGGCUGACGGAAACUUCAGCGGUCUGACUAUUGUUGCAAGUCAGAAUGAGACCUCCUCAGAUGACAGCUUGUUGCCAGACUUCUUCAUCCAGGUGAACCUGUCCAAAACUCUCCUGAAUCUGAGCUCCAGUGAGACCAGGAAUAUUGUCUUCUGCUUGAUCAAUGCACCAGAUCUGUACAAGGGACUGCGAGAUCCUGUCAACAUCACCUUCUUCGUGAUGGACAAUUCAAUACCUCAGGUGAACCGUACGAUUUCAGAGACGGAUCUGAAGAUCCUGACCUACAUCUCUCUGAUUGGCUGCAGCGUCUCCUUGUUCUUCCUGCUCGUCACGCUGCUCCAGUACCUCACUCACAGGAAAACGGCAGUAGACGUCUCCCUGAAGGUUCACAUGAACUUGGCUUUGGCCCUCGUGCUGCUCAACGUGCAUUUUCUGCCCAACCCGAAGGUGGCAGAGUUGCACAUCCCUGGGGCUUGCAAGUACCUGGCCAUCAUGCUCCACUAUGCCCUUCUCACCACCUUCACCUGGAUGGCCAUCGAGGGCUUCCACCUCUACCUGCUGCUGGUCCGCGUCUUCAACAUCUAUAUCAGCAGAUACCUGCUCAAGCUGGGACUGGUGGGCUGGGGUGGCCCCGCCAUUGUUGUGGCCAUCAUUGCCAUCAUUAACACAGACUUUUAUGGGCGUGUGACCAUUCAAACCUCUGGGGAAAACAACACAAAUGUCACCAUAUGUUACGUGAAAGACAGCAUAAACAUUGUCAAUGACGCUUUCUUUGGCCUCACGUGGGUGUUCAACCUGGCCAUACUGGGGCUGAUCUGCAAGCUGAUGGUGUCUCUGCGGACCAAGCAUGCGGAGGUACACACACCCGGCGGAAGGAGCACCUGGAAGGAUGUCUGCACCGUGCUGAGCAUGUCCUGCCUGCUGGGUGUCACCUGGGGCCUGGUUUUCUUCGCCUUUGGAAACCUGCCCACCCCUGCCCUCUACCUGUUCUGCAUCCUCAACUCACUGCAAGGCUUUUUCAUCUUCCUGUGGAUCUACAUGUCGAAGCGCCAGGCCAUGGCGCAUCCCUCCCCCAGCCAGACACAGAGCAGCAAAUCAGACACGCACAAUAACUAGACAGGCCUGCCGCCCGCUGCGCCAAGUGUACCGCCUUCCACAAUGUCACUGAGCUCUGAGACAGAGGCGUGCGGAUCACGGGUCUUCCAGCUGUCGAUUC
Molecule: messenger RNA, 1231 nt
Organism: Megalops cyprinoides (Indo-Pacific tarpon)
Lineage: Eukaryota; Metazoa; Chordata; Actinopteri; Elopiformes; Megalopidae
Product: adhesion G-protein coupled receptor G5-like
Exons: 8
Coding region: 1-1131 (376 amino acids)
Biological process (GO): cell surface receptor signaling pathway; adenylate cyclase-activating G protein-coupled receptor signaling pathway
Cellular component (GO): membrane
Molecular function (GO): G protein-coupled receptor activity
Source: RefSeq, a predicted model, not a curated record